Molecule: messenger RNA, 1357 nt
Organism: Arabidopsis arenosa
Lineage: Eukaryota; Viridiplantae; Streptophyta; Magnoliopsida; Brassicales; Brassicaceae
Source: the annotation of a GenBank genome assembly
AUGAAUGGUUUACUUAUCAGAAAAUUAAAAAGACAAUAAGAAAAGAUUAAGAGCAAAUGGGUUCCUUAGUGUCAGGAUGGGACUCUCGAGUAAGCGAUCCCAACUCAGUGAGACGGUGCAAGUCACUAACAAGAGAAGAAAUCGACACUUUUUGGAAAACGAAGAAGAAGAGUGAAGAAGAAGAACAUGUUCAAGCCGUUUCCAAGUUGGUAACUCAGGAAGGUGCACAAAGCCAAGCGCAAGAGGAGAAGAGAGUAGAGGAUCUUUUUGAGAACCAAAGCAAGAGAAGUGGAUGGUGGAGAAAAACCAACUGGGCGUUCUUGAACGAGCCAAGGGAGGAAGAGGGUCGACAGAACAAUUACGUGCCGCAGUUCAAAGUGGCUCACAUCGCCAAAAUCGCGGACUCAGAGAUGACAAGCAAGAUUCUGGUGAUCGGAGCGACAGGUCUCAUCGGAAAAGUCAUCGUCGAAGGAAGCGCCAAGUCCGGCCACGCAACUUUCGCUCUGGUUAGAGAAGCCUCCCUCUCCGAUCCCGUUAAGGCCCAACUCGUCGAGAGCUUCAAAGAUCUCGGCGUUACUAUAAUCUACGGAAGUUUAAAUGAUAAAGAGAGCUUAGUGAAGGCGAUUAAACAAGUCGAUGUCGUGAUAUCAGCUGUUGGUCGGCCUCAAAUUCUUGAUCAAACCAGUAUCAUCGAUGCCAUCAAAGAAUCUGGAAAUGUUAAGAGAUUCUUACCAUCAGAAUUUGGCAAUGACGUGGACCGUACGGUAGCCAUCGAGCCAACGCUAUCAGAAUUCAUCGGUAAAGCUCAGAUAAGGCGUGCCAUUGAAGCUGCAAAGAUACCUUAUACGUAUGUCGUUUCAGGUUGCUUUGCAGGUCUUUUUGUUCCUUGUUUGGGUCAAUGCCACUUGCUACUCAGAUCUCCUCCUAGAGACAAAGUUUCAAUCUAUGAUAAUGGCAAUGGCAAAGCCAUUGUCAACACUGAAGAAGACAUUGUUGCAUAUACUUUGAAAGCUGUUGAUGACCCGAGAACACUUAACAAGAUUCUCUACAUACACCCGCCCAAGAACAUUGUAUCGCAGAACGAUAUGGUUCGUUUGUGGGAGGAAAAGAUCGGUAAGACUCUCGACAAGACUUAUGUUUCAGAGGAAGAACUCCUCAAAACCAUCCAAGAGACUGGACCUCCAAUGGAUUUUUUGGUGGGUUUGAUCCAUACGGUCCUUGUGAAGAGCGACUUUACCUCCUUCACUAUAGAUCCUUCUUUUGGAGUUGAGGCUUCCGAGCUUUACCCUGAGGUCAAGUACACAAGUGUCGAUGAGUUUCUUAACCGGUUUGUCUGAAAAAAACCUCGUCCCUUGUA